AUUAUUAGCUCUCUCACUCUAAAAUAUCAAAAAUACCCCUUCAAUAAAUAAAAAAAUAAAAAAACCAAGAAAAAGAGAAGCCAUUUGUGAAGGAAGAGAGCGUAUAUUAUUUCUCCCUCCAUCGCCAACUUUUCUUCCAUUUCUGCAAAAACCUAAAAUCGCAUCUGCGCAAACGCAGUCAACCAAAUCCAUGGCGCGUCAAGCCACCAGGCUGAUUGCCAGCUUGCAAUCGCGGCUGCUCCGCCCUAAUCAGCUCCACCAGCUCCGCAAUUUCGGAUCGCCGCCGCCGCCGCCCGCCGUCUUCGUCGAUAAGAACACCCGCGUCAUUUGCCAGGGCAUCACCGGGAAGAAUGGCACUUUCCACACCGAGCAGGCCAUUGAAUACGGCACCAAGAUGGUUGGAGGAGUUACCCCUAAAAAAGGUGGAACUGAGCACUUAGGACUCCCUGUCUUUAACAGUGUAGCAGAAGCAAAAGCUGAAACAAAGGCUAAUGCAUCUGUUAUAUAUGUUCCUCCUCCAUUUGCUGCAAAAGCCAUCAUGGAGGCAAUGGAGGCUGAGCUAGAUUUGGUUGUAUGUAUCACAGAGGGAAUACCCCAACAUGACAUGGUUCGUGUGAAAGCUGCUCUUAAUCAGCAGUCACGAACUCGGCUCAUUGGUCCAAAUUGUCCUGGCAUUAUUAAGCCUGGGGAGUGCAAAAUUGGAAUUAUGCCUGGAUACAUCCACAAACCAGGACGCAUUGGAAUUGUCUCUCGAUCUGGCACAUUGACUUAUGAAGCGGUCUUCCAAACAUCUGCAGUUGGUCUUGGGCAGUCAACAUGUGUGGGAAUUGGUGGAGAUCCUUUCAAUGGGACAAAUUUUGUUGAUUGCAUGGAAAAGUUUCUUGUGGAUCCACAGACAGAAGGUAUCGUUCUUAUUGGUGAGAUAGGUGGCACAGCAGAGGAGGAUGCAGCAGCUCUUAUAAAGGCGAGUGGGACUCAGAAGCCAAUUGUUGCUUUUAUUGCCGGCCUCACUGCUCCACCUGGGCGAAGAAUGGGCCACGCAGGAGCUAUCGUAUCAGGCGGGAAGGGUACGGCACAGGACAAAAUUAAGACCCUACGGGAAGCUGGGGUCACUGUGGUCGAGUCGCCUGCAAAGAUAGGCACUGCAAUGCUCGAGGUCUUCAAACAGAGGGGUCUCGUCUGAGAGCCCGAUGAGGAAUUUUUGUCGCGUUUUUUCCUCUUGCUGAGCUCGAGCAUUAGCAUUUUCUUCUGCUGCUUAAGCCUUCGCCAUACCUUGUAAUAACGAACACAUUGGAUUUCUGCAGUGGGAUUGUAAAGACCCAAGCUGCUGAAAAGAGUAUAUGGGCUGACACUGUUCAUACAACUGCUUAUUAUAAAAGGGAGGUUUGAAAUUUUUUCACUGACCUUGAAUCUUGGAAUGAUAAUAGCUUUAAUUUAUUCUGGGUUUUAUCA
Molecule: messenger RNA, 1452 nt
Organism: Salvia miltiorrhiza (redroot sage)
Lineage: Eukaryota; Viridiplantae; Streptophyta; Magnoliopsida; Lamiales; Lamiaceae
Product: succinate--CoA ligase [ADP-forming] subunit alpha-2, mitochondrial
Exons: 7
Coding region: 191-1183 (330 amino acids)
Biological process (GO): tricarboxylic acid cycle
Cellular component (GO): succinate-CoA ligase complex (ADP-forming); mitochondrion
Molecular function (GO): succinate-CoA ligase (GDP-forming) activity; succinate-CoA ligase (ADP-forming) activity
Source: RefSeq, a predicted model, not a curated record